AUGCCCAAACCUAGUGCCUUCGUGCUCCUGCUCCUAUUCCUCCUUCCUGUGGUCUCCUCCGAAUGCCAGACAGGCACGGCUGCUGCCUGCAUGAAUGCAACCUUCGUGCCUGGGCACAACCUAGUGGGGGAGGGGAUUGAUGUGACCACACUGGGCCUGACGGGGGCCUACUUGGUGGAUACCAGCCAGUGGCGCGGCCCGAAUGGCACCUGCACCCUGUGCCGGAACCCGCUGCAGGGAGGGCAGUGGCAGAGGCUGCCACUGGCUGCGGUGGACUGGAGGGUCCGAGUCUCAUGCCAACGAAAGCUCAGCAGCUCGGUGCAGCAGUCGGCCAUGGGCAUGAUGGAGUUAGCAGCGUCCGUGGUGCAGAACGACUGGAAGGUGGGGCUGAAAGUGCCCGUGGUGCCCAAGGUUAAUGUGCAGGUGGGGCUGGCCGGCUCACGCUCCAAACUGGCCGAAUUCGUCACGCAGAAGUCACGGAAGGACAAAUACACCUUCAUAAGGCAUGAGGUUUCCUGCCAAUAUUAUGGGUUCCGGGUCAGCGAGAAACCUCCACUCACCAGCCAUUUCACCCAGGCGGUGAAAAACCUUCCCAGCCUGUACAGCAAGACCUCCAAGCCAGAGUACCAACAUCUGAUUCACACCUACGGCACCCACUAUGUGUCCCAGGCAUCGCUGGGGGGCCGGGUGCGGGACGUGACUGCGGUGCGGGUCUGCCAGGCGGCGCUGGAUGGGCUGACCGUCAGCGAGAUCAGGGACUGUCUGAGCAAGGAGGCGGCCGUGAAUAUUGGGGUGGCCUCAUUGCAAUUCAGCUUCAGCAAGUGCAAGGAGAAGAAAAAUAACUUGAAAUUCCAUCAGAGUUUCCACGAGAUGUACCAGGAGCGCCACGUGAGUGUGGAAGGAGGGAAGAACACGGCCGACCUGCUCUUCUCCAACAAUAAAGUUGGGGACUUCUCAGCCUGGGUGAAGACCCUGGAGUCCCUCCCUGGCCUUCUCACUUAUUCUUUGAGGCCGAUCCACACCUUGUUGAGGCAGGAUGACCCCAAGCGGAAGGCCCUGGGGCAGGCAGUGAGUGAGUACAUCGCUGCGAGGGCCCUCCAGAUGGAUUGCACUAAGAACUGCCCAGCAGGGACCCAGCGCAGCGCCCUCGACCCCUGCUCCUGCGUCUGUCCCGGAGACAGCUCCACCAACACCGUGUGCUGCUCGCAGCAACGGGGCCUGGCGACGCUGACGGUAACUGUGGAGCGGGCAAAUGGCCUGCGGGGCGACCCCAUCGGUGCUACUGAUGCCUACAUCAAGGUCUUCUUUGCAGGGAGGGAGAUCCGGACUGGCAUCAUCUGGAACAACAACAAUCCUGUUUGGAACAGACGCAUGGACUUCGGCACCAUCCGUGUCACCAUCGCCAGCCAGUUCCGUGUCGAGGUCUGGGACAAAGACAAGUGGAGGGAUGACCUGCUGGGGGCCUGCAACAUCCCACUGAAGUCUGGGGGGCCCCAUCGGAGGGAGUGCUACCUGAAACAUGGCCGCAUCUGGUUCCGUUACACUCUGCCCUGUGGGCCCCACCUUCGGGGCCCGAUCUGUUCUGAGUAUGUUCCCCAGCCCCCCCAGCACAGCAUAAUCAAAGGGAAGGAGCCCUUCUGGUGA
This is a messenger RNA of Mauremys reevesii (Reeves's turtle), 1644 nucleotides long. RefSeq names its product perforin-1-like. The coding region runs from base 1 to 1644 and encodes 547 amino acids. The transcript has 2 exons. Gene Ontology annotation, cellular component: membrane attack complex. NCBI's taxonomy places the organism in Eukaryota, Metazoa, Chordata, Testudines, Geoemydidae. The record is from RefSeq and is a predicted model, not a curated record. Gene Ontology annotation, biological process: immune response.